AUGGGCAUCAACAACCUUUGGGAGUUACUAGAGCCUGCUGCCAAAACAGUGCACAUUACCUCGCUUGCCCUCCAGGACCGCUAUGUGGGACCUGCUCCUCACCUGCCCUACAUGAUAGGAGUUGACACAAGCGGGUGGUUUGAACAGUGUCAGCAAGGCAAUUGGCACCGGGCACACACUCAGACUGGGCAGAACCCCGCACUUCGGACAUUCUUAUUCUGCCUUGCUCGACUCACUCAGUUCCCAGUACAACUAGUCUUUUGCUAUGAUGGCAACCAGCGGCCUGAUGUCAAACAAGGGCAUAAGGUAUCUUCUAGGGAGCACUGGAUGGUCAAGCCGACGCAACGCAUCCUGGAUGUCUUCCAUACACAAUGGAUUACAGCUGCAGGAGAAGCUGAGGCUCAACUUGCAUUGAUGAACAGCGCUGAUGUCAUUGAUGCUGUACUGACAGACGACAGUGACAUCUUUGUGUUUGGUGUGAAGACUGUCCUUCGAAACUCGACACUCUCGAUGGACACGAUCAAGAUAUAUACUGCUAGUGCCAUUCAGGACAAAAUUGACCAUCGUCUCACUGGUGAUGCUUUCAUUACCAUGGCUAUCUGCUGUGGUGGUGAUUAUGACAAGGCAAGCCUCAUCACUCAAGCUCAUGUCACCUCACUCGCCGAGCUAGCCAAACUGCAGCUGCCAGCCUCCCCUGACCUUGCUCAGCUCGCAUCCGUGAUCCAGCAGUUCCUAGGCUGGGACUCGAAGAAGCUUCUUAAUACCUUCCACACCACUAUCUGGCCUGUUGUUAUCCUACACGAACUCCUGGAGGAUCUUGCCAACAAUUCACCCAGGAGUGAUGAGCUCAGCCUUGCCUCAGGCUGCACAAGGGCAGUCUUUCUUAACCGUGUGUCACGCCCACAGAAGACUCUUGUAGGGAUUUCUGGGCACAAUACUGAUGUGCCCACUGAUAUGCUUGAGAAAACUAUGAUGCAGUUGCUCGAGGAGCCAGCCCUAGGCUGUCAGGAUGAUAUCACAUCAUCACAUAAGUAUGUUCGAGUAUGGCUUGCUGAUAGAAUCUAUGACUGCUGGGUGAAGACAAUGUUCCUAUCAUCAUCAGGUGAUCUCUGCACAAAGAGCAGUCUCCCAUCAACGUCCCAUGCUGUCCACCAGUUGUCUGUAUAUCCUGUCUCCAAUUCCGGUCCCCCUGCCUCCUCUUCUAUGAGUAUCAUCGACCUCACAGAAGAUGAAGAUGCCAUGGCAUUUGCUGGUGGUGCUAUCAUUGAUCUUACAGGUGAUGAUGAUAGUGAAUUGAUUGAUCUUACUCUUUGA
Molecule: messenger RNA, 1314 nt
Organism: Suillus fuscotomentosus
Lineage: Eukaryota; Fungi; Basidiomycota; Agaricomycetes; Boletales; Suillaceae
Product: PIN domain-like protein
Exons: 8
Coding region: 1-1314 (437 amino acids)
Molecular function (GO): 5'-flap endonuclease activity
Source: RefSeq, a predicted model, not a curated record